AAUUACUGUAUAGUGUAACAAUUUAUUACUGACAUUGUUUUCUUUUUACAAUGCUGUAUUCAGAGAGAGAAGACUUACAGUAUGUGUGAUGUAUUUGGACAGAAAAACCUGAUCUGUCUGAGAGAUCAAUUGAUUGGUAGGUCACAUUGUGUGACUGGUAUUCCAACUCCAAACCCCAAACGACUCACUAAGAUUAUGAAAAUUAAGGCUUUAAUGUUUUAUCUUCAGUCGCCCAUUACACCACCAAAGGAAUGUGGUCAGCUACUGGAAGGCAAACCCAACAGAAUUAAAGACUGAGUGACGUUUGAUUAAACAUUCAGAGGAGCUAUUGAGUCACACGAGCACCGAGAAGACGUCCGUAGAGGUGAAAGAGAAGAGGAGACGUGGGAGGCGUUCAUCUUGAAUGUGUCAGAACAGACACUGAGGAGUUCAGUCAACAACAACGGGACUCUCCUUCCUUCUUCUCAUUUCCACGUGUGAGUGAGGUGAAUAAUGGGCCGGGGCUCCCCAGUUGAGAAGGGGGGGUCUUAGAAGAGAAGAGCCGACAGUUGGGGGGUCAGAGAAGAGUUUUACACGGAGUAUGGCCUCGGUCAAACAGGAAGGCACGAACCAACGACUGGCACACAUUAAAGAAGAGGACUGUGAGUCGGGUGCGCCAGAGGGUGUGUGCGUGAAGGUGGAGGACUGCGAAGAAAGCAUUUCAGUUUUUAAAGAGGAGGAGUGCAAGGAGGAGUCUGCUGAGGUUAAAGUCGAGGACCUGAAAGAUUUCUCAUUUGGCCUUGCACUGCAAAAACGUGAAGCUGGCCCCAUUUUCAAGCGAGAUGUGUGUGAAGAAUCUGUUAACAAUUUGCAGCCCUGGGUCACUAAUACUGGACAACUGGCUACCGUGGAGAUUUCUGUGCAAGUAAAAUCUGAGUUAUCGGAACGUGAGGAGAAAAUUACUGAAGGAGACGGAAGAAAAGCAGAAGAGCAGCUGGGAAAAAAUUUACAGGAGAAAGAAAGCAUCUCUGCAUCUUCAUUUGCUCAGACCUCUCUUCUGGACUGUGAGAAGAUGAAGAAACCAACCAGUGGAUCAGAAUACUUGACCCCAGCCUCUUCCCAGUGUAGUUCACUUCAUGCUACUACAGUAGCACAGACGGAGGACAUAAAACUUGUCAACAAGAAGGGAGCCUCCUUCCCAGGUCACAUGGCCACGGAGUUGGGGGUCUAAUGUCCUCCAGUUUAGGUCCGUCCAUGUGAGAAGGGAAUCUCGGAGUAGAAGAGUAAAUGCUUUUGGGGGAAGAGAAGAGUUUUCCACGGAGCAGAGGAUGACAUGGAGGCAUGCGUUAAAGAAGAGGACUGUGAGUGGGGUGCACUCGAGCCACUGUGUGUGAAGCUGGAGGACUGUGAGGGAUGUAUUUGCCUUGUUAAAGAGGAGUCUGAAUGGGGGGCCAAUGAGGUUAAAGAUGAGGAUUCUAAGGAGUUCCCAGUUACCCUUGAACUGCCUAACCAUGAAACUGGCAAUGCCUUCAAGCAAGACCGUUAUGUAGGAGCUCACUCCAGUUUACAAAAUGUGGGGCAACAGGCAACACAGCAAGCGAAAUCUGAGAUAUGUGGACUGGAAGAGAAAGACAGUGAAGGAGAAGAGCAGCAGCCAUCUGGGAGCGCUGGAAUGAAUUUCCAGGAGAAUGGCUUCUUCUCCUCAUCCUCCUUUUCUCAGCCAUCUCUUCAGAGCGGACCGCAGCACAACCCGAACACCGAGAAGGUGAUGAAGUGCCCAAGAAGAUCAGGGAAUGUGACCCCAACCUCUGUCCUGUUUAGCUCUUUUCCUGCUGACAAACCAUCAGAGACUGGUCAUCAAGAAGGGGUAACUGCAGAAGAGGCUCUGUACACCUGCCAAGAGUGUGGGAAGACUUUUAAGAAGAAAUCCGACUGUGAACGUCAUAAGUUGAUUCAUAGGAGUCAGAGGCCGGUUUCCUGUUCUGAACGUGGCAAACUCCCGAGUCUUCAAAAGCACAGAAGAAUCGACGCUGGUGAGAAAAGUUAUUGCUGUUCUGAGUGUGGCAAACGAUUCUCCAAUAAUACCAAUCUUUGGGAGCACAUACGGAUUCACACGGGAGAGAAACCGUACUCCUGUUUGGAGUGUGGCAAAGGAUUUUCCCAAAGCGGCAGCCUCCAGAAGCAUGUGAGAAUGCACACCGGAGAGAAACCUUACUGUUGUUCAGAAUGUGGCAACAGAUUCUCCCAAAGCAGCAGUCUGCUGGAACACUUAAAAAUUCAUACUGGAGAGAAGCCGCAUUGUUGUCCCGAAUGUGGGAAAAGCUUCUCCAAAACAAGCCACCUUCAACGCCACAUCCGGAUUCAUACCGGCGAGAAACCUUACUGUUGUACCGAGUGUGGCCGGCAGUUCUCACAAGCCAGCCAACUUCAGAGCCACCUUGCAAUUCACACUGGAGAGAAACCCCACUGCUGUCUGGAAUGUGGCAAGCGAUUCUCGCACAGCAGCACCCUUUGUAAACACAUGAGAAUUCAUACGGGAGAGAAGCAUCACUGCUGUUCUGAAUGUGGGAAGCGGUUCUUAGAAAUGUACAAUCUUCAGUGCCACAUCAGAAUUCACACCGGAGAGAAACCCUUUUGUUGCCCUGAGUGUGGGAAACGAUUCUCAACCAACAGCAGCCUUCGUAACCAUAAAAAUACUCACACUGGGGAGAAACCACAUAUGUGCUCUGAGUGCGGCAAGGGUUUCUCAAACAGCAGCAAUCGUAACAGACACAUGUACAGCUCACACUGGAGAGCGAAAAAGUAACAACAUACGACGAGGUGCAAAGUGUUUCAUUUAAAGGGCGUGUGUCCCUCCCACAGAUGACCUGAGCCCGUGAUCUCCAAAUCAACUCUACUCAGGGCUCCAAACAAAAGCCUUUCCGUGAUGGUGUGGUAAACGUGAAGGGGAGCCCUCAUUGGCAGGUUGCACACUGAUGGUGAGACCAUCUUUCAAACCUGUAUGUUCAUGGUGGAGUUAUUAGUAGCAGGAGCCUAUCCCAGCAUGCAUUGGGGGCAAUGUUAGAAACAAUUCCUGGAAGGGGUCUCUCCAACGGGCGGCACGGUGGCGCAGAGGGUAACGCUGCUGCCUCAUAGUUAGGAGACCUGGGUUUGCUUCCC
This is a messenger RNA of Polypterus senegalus (gray bichir), 3138 nucleotides long. RefSeq names its product zinc finger protein 501-like. The transcript has 7 exons. The record is from RefSeq and is a predicted model, not a curated record. Bases 1313 to 2785 code for a protein of 490 amino acids. Lineage: Eukaryota; Metazoa; Chordata; Cladistia; Polypteriformes; Polypteridae.